UUACUCGCUACGAUACCAAACUGACUGCACGCAAGAGGAAAAGCAGAGUCUCCAAGAUGCCCGCGAGUCGCGAGUAACUGGCUCCACAACCACUUCCCCACCACGAGUUUUGUUCGCAAAAUAAAAUGCUUCGAAUAUCUUCAGUCGAAUGAGUUUAACAACAUUUGAAAAUGAAUCAGACGGCAUGUUCUGGAAUUUUCUUUUCUUCUCUUCCUUUUGGAAUUUAUUCAGCGAAUAAAACGAGCUUCUUUUCACAACGUUGGCUGACAGCCAGUGAAAGCGAAACGAAAGGACUUAUAUCGUUUGUACAUAGUAUAUCCAAGUUGAUAUAAUUUAAGGGUCAAAUAAUACAAAAAUAAUCAAUAGACCUAUCACGAAACUCGUCGGAGAGAAUUAAACGAUGUCGACUCGUGAUGUAUGAUUUAAUCUUUCCUAUCGAAAACGAAAUCAGAAUGCUUCUUGUGUUUCUCAUUAUGAAAAUACUACCGAAACGACAGUUUUCCUGGAUUCAUCAAUCACUCAAGUACCAACCCUCACCGAUAGCACCUCGUUGAAGAUGUUAGAAGACAUUACGGCUAAAGUUUGGAGAAUCUUACCUGUGACCAAUAUACCUCGAAAUUGGGUGCUUGCAUAUUGUAUGAGAUACACCGAGAUCUCUGAAGAUGUUGAAAAAGCAAAAAUCCGAUGCCAAUACGGUGGACUAGAUUGGGAUUGCACGUUCAUCGAAUUGGGUGGAGGACAAGAUGAUUUCAACAUUGGAAAAAUCGUUUCAUUAUUUCACAAUCUUUCCAACAACGAGUUGAGAUUGAAAUUGCUUCGUGCGGCCGAAAUUUGUGGAAAACUCUGGCAGAAAUACAAACAAAAUCAAAAUAAGAGAUUAAUUCGCAUGAGAUUAAACGUUCGCGUGAAGAACAGAGAAAAGAGAUUCUCGAAAAACUAUAAAGAUUCACAAGCUUCGAGGAAAAGAAAGAAAAGUUUGAAAAGAAAAAAGAAAAAUGAACGCGAUGAGGAAAUAAAGAAAAAGAGACGAGCUGCCAAAAAAGUACAAGCCAUUCGAAAGAAUUUGUCGAACAAAAUUACAGAACUUGAAAAUAAAAAAACUUUAAGUCCGAAGGAAGAAGUCGAGCUUAAUCGAUUGCGUUUAACUGUGGCGAAAAAACCUGCCAAAACCUUAGAAGAAUAUCCCCUAAUAGAAGAUCGAGCAGAAUUAUCUCGCCUUCAAGAAAUAGGCUUAUGCUUGACACAACAGGCUGCAAAAGCUUGUGAAUUCGUUGUAUUAGAUGCAAUCCAAAAAUUAAUAUAAUAAAACCUCGUGUCUUCGUUUUUAAUUAAAAAUCUUAAAAUUGUUUUCAUCGCAUAAAUAGAAUAACUUUAAAAAAACGACAGAUGAAACUAAACAAUCAGAAUCACUUAACGUGUUGACUGCUACGAUGAUCAC
This is a messenger RNA of Frieseomelitta varia, 1438 nucleotides long. RefSeq lists its product as uncharacterized. NCBI's taxonomy places the organism in Eukaryota, Metazoa, Arthropoda, Insecta, Hymenoptera, Apidae. The coding region runs from base 557 to 1303 and encodes 248 amino acids. The record is from RefSeq and is a predicted model, not a curated record. The transcript is spliced from 6 exons.